GUUCUAGAUCUGCGCUAGAAGGUACGUUACUGAUCGACAAAUAGCAGAAAGAUGUCAACCGGCAUGAUGAGCAGGUAUUAUUGGUCUUCCACUGAACUAUUGGCGCCUUUAUAUACAGGCGCAAUAUGACGCCCUUGGCACCAUUAGUGCUGAUGUUGAUGACAUGCGGGAUACCGUCCAUCAUUUCCAUUUUCAACAUGCCAAUACGACUUUAAUCUCAAUUGAUAGGAUUGAAGACUGAUGGCAUGCGGGAUAGGUCCAGCAUUUCUAUUUUUGCCCUACAGCCUGAAUAUUACUUGAUUUGCAAAUAAGGCCAAUGAUAUGAUGCUCGCUUUCAGCUCAGGAUGUCCUGAUUGGCAAUUAUGGCCAGAACGGAUGAUCUACAAUACUAUAUAAGGAGCAGAACCUGCCCGUCUUGAUGUCACGAUGCAACCAUCAGACAAUAUCCACCUCUAAGCUCUCAAGAUGGCUUCACUUCGGUGUACUCUCCCUUUCCUUACGCUCUUCCUCCCCCUCCUCCUCCCUCUCGCAGCCGCCAACGUCACUAUCUCCGGCUCGCCCAGCGUGAUGGGAAAUGGUAGCUACCCACGCGCCACCUACAUCAACGACAAAUCCCUACUCGGCUGCUACCAGGGCAUGCAGGACGGCAUAUUAUCCAUCCAAACAGUCCGAUCGACCGACAAUGGCACCACCUGGUCCCCCUGGAGCACUGUCCUCAGCGAAAACCAAACAGAGUACACACCAAACAACUGCUAUCUGCACCAACUGCCAGACUCAGACCGCAUCCUACUGGCGUUCCGCAACCCGAAGCGUGACGCGUCUGGAAAAAACUAUAUUCAUCAUAUCAUUUCAGUGUAUUCAUCCGACGAUAACGGGAAGUCGUGGGCGAAUCUGAGUACUGUUGCGACUACUAAUACCACUGGUCUGGGCCUCUGGGAGCCGUUUAUGAUGGACGGGUUGGAUGGGGAUUUGCUGUUAUUCUUCUCAAGGGAAACACGCACUGAUGGCAAGGAUCAGAAUAGUAUCCUUGUCCGGUCUUCGGACGCAGGCAAGACGUGGGGCAAGGAGCUGACGAUUUCUGGAGGCGAUGUACAGAAGCGCGAUGGAAUGCUGGGCGCCGCGAGGCUGGCGGAGGGGUCGGAGAGUAUGAUAGCUGUGUUUGAGAGCCUGGGGCCUAACACGGGAAUUACGUCCGUCACGUCCGAUGAUGAUGGGAAGAUAUGGAAUAAACCCCGCGGCAAGGUUUACGCAAGUAAUGAGGGGAAGAUUACUGAGGCAGCUCCGCAGGUUGUUCUGGUUGGAAAGACGCUGGUUGCUAGUUUCUCGACUAAGGAGGAUAAUUUUGACUCGGAGCAUUUCGAUGUCAAGGUCGUCACAAGUAAGGAUGGUGGAAAGACCUGGGGUGAGAAGACGACGGUGCAUAAGGAGUGUCAUUGGGCGGGAGAAGUGACAGUCGAUGACAACAGUUUGCUUGUUCUCUGUGAUAAUAAAGGUGUGGUUGUUGCACAGCGGGUGGAAAUUUCAGAGUAAAUACUGGAUUCGUUAGGAGGGUGUUUGGGGUAUGUGGCAUUGUUGUUGGGGGAGAUUGCCCGACCGUGUAUAUAUAUUUUAGUUACCACAUGUAUAUAUGAUUUUGCUGUUGACUUUCAUUUCUUUCAAUCCAUGCACCUGAGAAAUAAU
Molecule: messenger RNA, 1680 nt
Organism: Talaromyces proteolyticus
Lineage: Eukaryota; Fungi; Ascomycota; Eurotiomycetes; Eurotiales; Trichocomaceae
Product: Sialidase
Exons: 1
Coding region: 466-1530 (354 amino acids)
Source: RefSeq, a predicted model, not a curated record